Messenger RNA from Penicillium argentinense, 1110 nucleotides. RefSeq lists its product as uncharacterized. NCBI's taxonomy places the organism in Eukaryota, Fungi, Ascomycota, Eurotiomycetes, Eurotiales, Aspergillaceae. The transcript is spliced from 4 exons. The record is from RefSeq and is a predicted model, not a curated record. The coding region runs from base 1 to 1110 and encodes 369 amino acids.
AUGUCAAAUUUGAUGCACAAAGUCAAGGACGCCGUCACGGGCCAUCACGAGAAUAAAGCCUCAUACCACGACUCAUCCAAGAUGCCAGGCAAUAUAGAUGAUACUCGUGACACCUACGGAUCGUCAUCUAAAAACGAGGGUUACAAACAGGAUAACUACAACUCAUCCACCAUGAAGUCUGAUACUCGCGAUACCUACGGCUCCAAUAUUUACGGAGAUAAUACCCAUCACAAGACCAAAGUGGACAAUUUCGACAAUACUGGCAAUGCCUAUGGCUCGAGCGCCCUCGGUACAGCUGAUUACCCGGGGUCUACUGGGGACUAUGGCUCUGGUGAAUACCGCACCGAUGCUCGUACCAACAAGACGGGCAUAAUGAGUGAUACCUACGGCACCAAUACAAUGGGCACCACGGGAAAUCAUGGCUUCAGUAGCUAUAGCACUGGUACUCAUGGUGAUUCCAGAAUGGCUGAUACCACGAAAGACCCCAGCAACGUUCACCGUUCUGUAAACAUGGGAAUCACCGGUACCACGGACAAAUGUGGCUCCAGUGCCUACCGCGACUCUGCUGGGAGAUCUACGUCGAACAAAUUAUCUGACGGUUACGAUUCCACCGCUCGUACUGGAAACACCUCUAGCUCUAACACCUAUAAUUCAAGCACUGCUGGAGGCUAUGGCUCCUUGAAUGCUGGUCAUCGCGAUUCCAAGAUGGGUGAUUACGACCACCGCGGUGGCUAUGAAAAAGCUACUAGCGCCAACGGGUCUCCUACUGGCAGCUCUGGCAUAUACACCUCUGACUAUGGCAACGUCAGCAGCACAGCUAGGAACACAGCCGGUAUGACCGGUAUGAAAGAUAAUGCCAAUCUCGGUGGCAGCCACGGCUACAACACCCACGGCAACACCAACCAGGUAGCAUCCCGUGGUGAAUCAGAGUACAACAGCCGUGUUAAUCAGGAAGGGUUUGGCGGUUUCUCCGCCGGCGGAAGCAGCUACGCAUCUCAAGAACCGGUCAACAGGCGAUCGUCCAGGUCACACAGCUCUAAGCUGCUUAAUAAGCUGGAUCCACGAGUGAAGAGCUCUGACUAUGAAGCUUCCCAGCAGCGCGGCUGGUAG